Molecule: messenger RNA, 1448 nt
Organism: Glossina fuscipes
Lineage: Eukaryota; Metazoa; Arthropoda; Insecta; Diptera; Glossinidae
Gene: JMJD4
Product: 2-oxoglutarate and iron-dependent oxygenase JMJD4 homolog
Exons: 2
Coding region: 110-1417 (435 amino acids)
Biological process (GO): positive regulation of translational termination; negative regulation of gene expression; protein hydroxylation
Cellular component (GO): nucleus; cytoplasm
Molecular function (GO): sequence-specific DNA binding; histone H4R3 demethylase activity
Source: RefSeq, a predicted model, not a curated record
AUUAUUAAAUAUGCAUUAAUAUAAAAAAAAAGAAAAGACAAAUUUUCAUUUAUUUGAAAAUAUUGAGAAGGCCUCUGCGUUAGCUCAGCACGGUAAGGAAAACCUGUCUAUGGCGCCUGACCUAAAGCUGUUGGAAUUGAAUCCGCCAAUUGAAAGCCAUUGUCAGCAUAAUAGCAUCGAACGUUUUGACGGCAAACAAUUAAGCUAUAAUGAUUUUUUUUGGCAUUUUAUGAACACUAACUGGCCGGUUAUACUAACAGAUGUGUCCAAUAAUUGGGAGUGCCGCAAAAAUUGGUUGCAAUAUUACCAGGGCACAAGUAACGGCAACAGGUAUACUGCAACAAUCAAUUUUAACUACCUUAAGCAGAGGAUAGGCAAUCGCUCCGUACCGGUGGCUAAUUGUAAUAGGGAAUAUUACAACAGUCAUGCUAAGAGCGAAAUGAAAUUUUACGAUUUUCUUAAUUACUGGCAACAGAAAUGCGAACGAGAGAAAGUAGAAAACAGCAAUGUUGAAACAAACACUACCGACAUACUCUACCUCAAAGAUUGGCAUUUAAAGGCUGAAUCACCAGACUACGAUUUUUACGAAGUUCCUAAGCACUUUGCAAGCGAUUGGCUAAAUGAGUAUCUAUUAAGCAACAAAACGGACGAUUAUCGUUUUGUGUAUAUGGGACCAAAAGAUACAUGGACCCCUUUUCACGCUGACGUGUUCGGCUCUUUUAGCUGGUCGACAAAUAUAAUGGGCUGCAAAAAAUGGUUACUUUUACCGAACGGUGAAGAGCUUAAACUUAAGGAUCAUUUAAAUAACUUACCUUUUCGUAUCGAUGAAUCUCUAUUAGAAAAGAAAGGAGUUCAAUAUUUUACCGUAUUACAGACGGAAAAUGAAGCACUUUUUGUACCGAGCGGUUGGUAUCAUCAAGUAUGGAAUCAAUCGGAUACUAUAUCGAUCAAUCAUAAUUGGUUUAAUUCUUGCAAUUUGGAACGUAUUUGGCAUAACUUAGCAGCUGCUAUGCAACAAGUUAUUAAUGAGAUCGAAGAUUGUCGCCAAAUGGAUAAUUUCAAUGAACACUGUCAGACCAUGCUUCGAGCAACUUUUGGCUUAAACUACCUCGAUUUUAUUCAAUUAAUAGAAACUAUUACCGAGCGCCGUUUACAUUGCUGCACCGAAAACGGCAACGAAGAUAAUAGGUCUGCUUUAAACUCCGAUCAAUGCUCAUCGUCUUCCAGGCUUGCUUUUUUUAAUACGCAUACACCCAACGAUUAUCAUAUUAGGCAUGAUUUGCAUUGUAUUCAGCAGUUGAUGAAGAUUAUGCUAGAAGAUCCCGUGAUAUUCGAGAAUCGUACUUUCUUAUACCGACAAUGUGUUCGUUUAAGUGAACUCAUCUCAUCAACGUUGUCAUUAUCGACAUUAAAUUGAAAAUCUAGUCAACUAGUUUACACUUUAAUAG